AUGUGUGACCAGACGUUCGUGGCGGCCACUUUUGGCCCCUGUGACAGCUGCAGCAAAGCCAGUCCUCUAAUGAACAUCUACAUUAAGAAUGAGGCCAUCAACUACUGCUCCUUCUGUGUGGAGAUGAUGGCUUGUCAGGGGCUCCAGAAAGGGGAAACCCUGGCAUCACUAUCGAGAGAGAGCGACAAUCUGAAGAAGAAGCUGGAGGAGGAGCGGUCAAAACUCAACGACGUGGAGCUGCACCAGGUGGCUGAGAAGAUUGAGGUGUUGAGUGCUCUCAACGUAAAGACCAGACGUGUGCUGAAGGGUCAUGGGAACAAGGUGCUGUGUAUGGACUGGUGUACAGACAAACGUCGUCUGGUCAGCUCCUCACAGGAUGGAAAAGUGAUUGUGUGGGAUGGAUUUACUCUACAUAAGGAGCAUGGCGUCUCCAUGCCGUGUACAUGGGUUAUGGCAUGUGCUUAUGCUCCCUCAGGUUGUGCUAUAGCAUGUGGUGGACUGGAUAACAAGUGCUCAGUGUUCCCGCUGUCAAUGGACCCAAAUGAGAACCUGGCUGCAAAGAAGAAGACUGUCGCCAUGCACACCAACUAUAUAUCAGGAUGCACCUUCACCAACUCUGACAUGCAGCUCCUGACCGCCAGUGGCGACGGCACAUGUGCCUUGUGGGAUGUGGAGAGCGGGCAGCUGUUGCAGAGUUUCCAUGGUCACACAGCUGAUGUCUUGUCCCUGGACCUCGCCCCAUCUGAGACUGGAAACACUUUUGUCUCUGGGGGCUGUGAUAUGAAGGCUAACGUGUGGGACAUGCGCUCUGGCCAGAACAUUCAGUCUUUUGAGAGCCACGACUCCGACAUCAACUGUGUAAAGUACUACCCCAGCGGAGAUGCAUUUGCAUCUGCCUCUGACGACUCCACAUGCCGUUUCUAUGAUCUGAGAGCUGACCGUGAAGUAGCCAUCUACCAAAAGGACAGCAUCAUAUUUGGUGCUUCCACUGUGGACUUCUCUCUGAGUGGUCGCCUGCUUUUCGCUGGUUACAAUGACUACACUAUAAACGCAUGGGAUGUUUUAAAGGGAACUCGUGUUUCCAUCCUGUUUGGCCAUGAGAACCGUAUCAGCAGAUUGAGGGUGUCACCUGAUGGCACAGCGAUGUGCUCUGCCUCCUGGGACAACACCUUACGGGUAAGCAAGAGUUUCCCAGAAUAG
Molecule: messenger RNA, 1200 nt
Organism: Scomber japonicus (chub mackerel)
Lineage: Eukaryota; Metazoa; Chordata; Actinopteri; Scombriformes; Scombridae
Gene: gnb5b
Product: guanine nucleotide binding protein (G protein), beta 5b
Exons: 11
Coding region: 1-1200 (399 amino acids)
Biological process (GO): G protein-coupled dopamine receptor signaling pathway; G protein-coupled receptor signaling pathway
Cellular component (GO): cytoplasm; heterotrimeric G-protein complex
Molecular function (GO): protein binding; signaling receptor complex adaptor activity
Source: RefSeq, a predicted model, not a curated record